Molecule: messenger RNA, 767 nt
Organism: Odobenus rosmarus divergens (Pacific walrus)
Lineage: Eukaryota; Metazoa; Chordata; Mammalia; Carnivora; Odobenidae
Gene: INSL6
Product: insulin-like 6
Cellular component (GO): extracellular region
Molecular function (GO): hormone activity
Source: RefSeq, a predicted model, not a curated record
AGCGCGGGCACGAGCGCAGGUGCCGGGAGGAGUGGGACCCGCGGCGAUUAGACCACGCGGCGGUCCUGGCGGCGGGGGCCCAGGGAUGCCGCGGCUCCUCUGCGUGUGUCUGCUGUGGCUGGGGCUCCUGUUAGUUUGGCUCUCCCGUGAGCUGAGCGAAUUCAGCAGAGCUAGGAGACUGUGCGGCAGGCACCUCCUGAAGGAAAUAAUAAAACUCUGUGGCAAUGUCAACUGGAGCUACUUCGAGGAGGAAACCCCCAUGCCACCGCUGUUUCCCCAGGACAACGAGAUUGAAACCUUCAUCCCCGACCGGUCGGAAAGCUCCCAAACCACUUUUCUGGCUUGGGCGAGAGGCACGAACCCAGUCUCUACUUCUGCCUCUGAGGAAGACGUGAUAAACAGUUUGAAGAUGUCACUGCCUGAGUAUAGAUAUACAAGGGCCAACCUGCCACCUAAUGAGACAAGAGAAUUUUCCUCAUCACAAGAUAACAAUCAGUAUAUUCAUGAAAUUUCAGAAUUUCAGAAGAAAAAUACAAACAAAAUUAAAACCCUAAGCAAUGUGUUUUGGGAUCAUCCCCAAAGAAAACACAGAGGAUACUCAGAAAAGUGUUGUCUUAAACGAUGUACAACAGAAGAACUCAGUAUUGCCUGUUUUCCAUAUAUUGAAUACAAAAACUUACAUAAACAAGUACCAUCAUUUGUGACUGGGAUAUACUAACCAUCAUAGGAAUUAUACUAACUUAAUAAAAGCUUAAUGUAUUUAUUUU